AUUUUCUAUUUCCAUACCAUUCUCCUGACCUAGGAUGAGUGAACAGAGAGGAAUCAAAAAAGGGAGUCCCUGAUUUGUCAUACAAAGUAGUGGUAUUGGAGGAAUCAAAUUCAUUCCAAUUAGAGUCAUCAAUUAGAGUCAGAAUUAGUGUCAUCAUUAGUAUGUCAUUCCCCUCAGACUCAUUUGGAGCGUAUGAGGGGGGUCAUUAGAAUCUGAGGAGAUGACAUCCUCUGCAUGUUCCUCAUGAAUUUCCUGAAAGGGAGUAGGGUUUGAUCUAUGUUUAGUUUUGUUUUCUACGUACGUCCUCACGGACAGAGGGAGAAAGAUGCGAUGAAGCACCUGCUGUACGGCUGCAAGAUGGACGCAAGCCUGCUUCAAUCUCCUGGCUCACCUCAGUAUGAGAGAUCUUUUUGUGUUUCUGAGGUUCCUAUAAGGUGUCAGGACGUGGCGGUCUAUUUCUCCAUGGAGGAGUGGGAGUAUGUAGAAGGACACAAGGAUCAGUACAAGGAUCAGGUCAUGAUGGAGGAUCAGCAGCCCCUCACAUCACCAGUCAGAUCCAGUAAGAGAACAGCACCAGAGAGGUGUCCCCGUCCUCUUCUUCCACAGGAUGAUCAGAAUCAGGUAGAAGAUCAGAACAAUAUUAAUUCUCCAGAUCUGAGCGGUGAUGAGCAGUAUAUGGAGAACAUUCCUACAGGGAAAGAUCUGAUCUAUAUUAAUGCUACAGACAUAAAGGAAGAAGAAGAGACAGAUGUUAGCGGUGAUGAGCAGUAUAAGGAGGACAUUCCUACAGGGAAAAAUAUCAAUGUUAAUAAUACAGACAUAAAGGAAGAAAAAGAGACAGAUGUGAGCAGUGAUGAGCAGUAUAAGGAGGACAUUCCUACAGGGAAAAAUCUGAUCUAUAGUAAUGCUACAGACAUAAAGGAAGAAGAGACAGAUGUGAGCGGUGAUGAACAGUAUAAGGACAUUCCUACAGGGAAAAAUCUGAUCUAUAGUAAUGCUACAGACAUAAAGGAAGAAGAAGAAACAGAUGGGAGCGGUGAUGAGCAGUAUAAGGAGGACAUUCCUACAGGUAACCGCCCAGAUUCUUGUAGCAGGAGAUCAGAGGAGAAUCUUAUAUCUUCAGAUUAUAAAGCAGAUGAUGAUAUCACACAAGAUACAUAUGAAGAACAUUCCAUUAUCCCAGAUACACCCUCAGCCCUUCACAGCCAAGAUCGGUCAUCUCAUCCUUAUAUACAGGGCCUAUCUUUUGAUCCAUUACAGUUUGUAAAGCGAAAUAAGAAGCCAUUUUCAUGUUCAGAAUGUGGGAAAUGUUUUACUCAGAAAUCAAGCCUUAUUGAUCAUCAAAAAACUCACACAGGGGAGAAGCCAUUUUCAUGCUCAGAAUGUAGGAAAUGUUUUACUCAGAAAUCACAUCUUGUUAGACAUGAAAGAACUCACACAGGAGAGAAGCUAUUUUCAUGUUCAGAAUGUGGAAAAUGUUUUUUAGAGAAAUCAAAACUUUUUAACCAUCAAAGAACUCACACAGGGGAGAAACCAUUUAUGUGUGCAGAAUGUGGAAAAUGUUUUACUUACAAAUCAAAUCUUGUUCAUCAUCAAAGAACUCACACAGGGGAGAAGCCAUUUUCAUGUGCAGAAUGUGGGAAAUGUUUUACCGAGAAAUCACAUCUUGUUAAACAUCAAAGAAUUCACAGUGGGGGGAAACCAUUUUCAUGUUCAGAAUGUGGAAAAUGUUUUACCCAAAGUUCAAGUCUUCAUCAACAUAAAAGAACUCACACAGGGGAGAAGCCAUUUUCAUGUGCAGAAUGUGGAAAAUGUUUUACUGAGAAAUCACAUCUUGUUAAACAUCAAAGAACUCACACAGGGGGGAAACCAUUUUCUUGUCUAGAAUGUGGAAAAUGUUUUAUUCAAAAAUCUAAUCUUGUUCAACAUCAAAGAACUCACACAGGGGAGAAGCCGUUUUCAUGUGCAGAGUGUGGAAAAUAUUUUCGUGAGAAAUCAUCUCUUGUUAAACAUCAAAAAACUCACACAGGGGAGAAGCCAUUUAUAUGUUCAGAAUGUGGGAAAUGUUUUACAGAGAAAUCAAUUCUUGUUCAACAUCAAAGAACUCACACAGGGGAGAAGCCAUUUUCAUGUUCAGACUGUAGAAAAUGUUUUACUCAGAGAUCAACACUUUUCAGGCAUCUUAGAAUUCACACAGGAGAGAAGCCAAUUCAGAGCAGUAAAAUAAGAUGUCAGGACGUGGCGGUCUAUUUCUCCAUGGAGGAGUGGGAGUAUGUAGAAGGACACAAGGAUCAGUACAAGGAUCAGGUCAUGAUGGAGGAUCAGCAGCCGCUCACAUCACCAGUCAGAUCCAGUAAGAGAACAGCACCAGAGAGGUGUCCCCGUCCUCUUGAUAAGCAGAGUAUGGAGGACAUUAUGACACGGAAAGAUCUGAUCUAUAUUAAUGCUACAGACAUAAAAGAAGAAGAGACAGAUGUGAGCGGUGAUGAGCAGUAUAAGGAGGACAUUCUUAUAGGGAAAGAUCUGAUCUAUAUUAAUGCUACAGACAUAAAGAGAGAAGAAGAGACAGAUGUGAGUGGUGAUGAGCAGUAUAAGGAGGACAUUCCUACAGGAAAAGAUCUGCUCUAUAUUAAUGCUGCAGACAUAAAGGAAGAAGAAAAGACAGAUGUGAGCAGUGAUGAACAGUAUAAGGAGGACAUUCCUACAGGGAAAGAUCCGAUCUAUAUUAAUGAUACAGACAUAAAGAAUGAAGAAGAAGAGACAGAUGUGAGCGGUGAUGAGCAGUAUAAUGAAGACAUUCCUACAGGGAAAGAUCCGAUCUAUAUUAAUGAUACAGACAUAAAGAAUGAAGAAGAAGAGACAGAUGUGAGCAGUGAUGAGCAGUAUAAGGAAGACAUUUAUACAGGCAACUGCCCAGAUUCUUGUACCAGGAGAUCAGAGGAGAAUCUUAUAUCUUCAGAUUAUAAAGCAGAUGAUGAUAUCACACAAGAUACAUAUGAAGAACAUUCCAUUAUCCCAGAUACACCCUCAGCCCUUCACAGCCAAGAUCUCUCAUCUCAUCCUUAUAUACAGGUCCUGUCUUCUCAUUCAUCACAAAUUGCUAUACAAAAAAAAGAGAAGCCAUUUUCAUGUCUACAAUGUGAGAAAUGUUUUAUUCGGAAACCAGAACUUGUUAGACAUCAAAGAACUCACACAGGAGGAAAACCAUUUUUAUGCUCAGAAUGUGGGAAAUGUUUUACUGACAAAUCAAGCCUUGUUUAUCAUCAAAAAACUCACACAGGGGAGAAGCUAUUUUCAUGUUCAGAAUGUGGGAAAUGUUUUACUUAUAAAUCAGAUCUUGUUAAACAUCAAAGAAUUCACACAGGUGAGAAGCCAUUUUCAUGUUCAGAAUGUGAGAAAUGUUUUACUACUAAAUCAGAUCUUGUUAAACAUCAAAGGACUCACACAGGGGAGAAGCCAUUUUCAUGCGCAGAAUGUGAGAAAAGUUUUACUAAUAAAUCACAUCUUGUUAGACAUCAAAAAACUCACACAGGGGAGAAGCUAUUUUCAUGUCAAGAAUGUGGGAAAUGUUUUUCUCAUAAAUCAAAUCUUGAUAAACAUCAAAGAACUCACACAGGGGAGAAGCCAUUUUCAUGCACAGAAUGUGAGAAAUGUUUUACUAAUAAAUCGCAUCUUGUUAGACAUCAAAGAACUCACACAGGGGAGAAGCUAUUUUCAUGUUCAGAAUGUGGAAAAUGUUUUUCCGAGAAAUCUAAUCUUGUUAAACAUCAAAGAACUCACACAGGGGAGAAGCCAUUUUCAUGUGCAGAAUGUGGGAAAUGUUUUACCGAGAAAUCAAAUCUUGUUAAACAUGAAAUAAUUCACACAGGGGAGAAGCCAUUUUCAUGUACAGAAUGUGGGAAAUGUUUUACUCAUAAAUCACCUCUUGAAAGACAUCAAAUAUCUCACACAGGGAAGAAGCCAUUUUCAUGUUCAGAAUGUGGGAAAUGUUUUACUCAUAAAUCAGAACUUGUUAAACAUCAAAGAACCCACACAGGGGAGAAGCCGUUUUCAUGCACAGAAUGUGAGAAAUGUUUUACUAAUACAUCACAUCUCUUUAGACAUCAAAGAACUCACGCAGGGGAGAAGCUAUUUUCAUGUACAGAAUGUGGAAAAUGUUUUUUAGAGAAAUCAAAACUUUUUAACCAUCGAAGAACUCACACAGGAGAGAAGCCAUUUUCAUGUGCAGAAUGUGGGAAAUGUUUUACUGCGAAAUCAUAUCUUAUUAAACAUCAAAUAACUCACACAGGGUGGAAACCAUUUUCAUGUUCAGAAUGUGGGAAAUGUUUUACCCAAAAUUCAAGUCUUCUUCAACAUAAAAGAACUCACACAGGGGAGAAGCCAUUUUCAUGUGCAGAAUGUGGGAAAUAUUUUCGUGAGAAAUCAACUCUUGUUAAACAUCAAAGAACUCAUACGGGAGAGAAGCCAUUUAUAUGUUCAGAAUGUGGGAAAUGUUUUACAGAUAAAUCAAGUCUUGUUCAACAUCAGAGAACUCACACAGGGGAGAAGCCAUUUUCAUGUUCAGAAUGUGGGAAAUGUUUUACUCAGCGAUCACCACUUAUCAGACAUGAAAGAAUUCACAAAGGAGAGAAGUCAUUUUCAUGUUCAGAAUGUGGGAAAUGUUUUACUGAGAAAUCAAAUCUUGUCAAACAUCUAAGAAUUCACACAGGAGAGAAGACAAUUCAGAGCAGUAAAUGAUGCAGAUAACACAUCUAUAUAUUAACCAUGUACAUAGGAUAUCUGACAUUUAUACAUAUAUCAUAUACUGCAUCUCCAAACUUGUUCCCAAUUGUUAAUAAAAGUU
Molecule: messenger RNA, 4843 nt
Organism: Hyla sarda
Lineage: Eukaryota; Metazoa; Chordata; Amphibia; Anura; Hylidae
Product: oocyte zinc finger protein XlCOF7.1-like
Exons: 8
Coding region: 277-4737 (1486 amino acids)
Biological process (GO): regulation of DNA-templated transcription
Source: RefSeq, a predicted model, not a curated record